AUGCGCCCCCAUAAACACUGCUCCGGCCGGAUCCCGGGCCUGGAGUCUGCCGGUGAGGCCGGCCUCGACCGUGUCCGCGACUUCUUUCAGCAACCGGUCGUCGCUUCCUUCAUUGCCGGCGGCAUAGCUGGCGCCGUGUCGCGUACCGUCGUAUCGCCGCUCGAACGUCUCAAAAUCCUCUUCCAGGUCCAGAGUGUUGGUCGCAAUGAGUACAAGAUGUCCGUGCCGAAGGCGCUCGCGAAGAUGUGGAGGGAUGAAGGAUGGAGGGGCUUCAUGGCUGGGAACGGCACGAACUGCAUAAGAAUUGUGCCUUACUCGGCCGUGCAGUUCGGAGCAUACAACAUGUACAAGAGGUUCUUUGAGAGCGAGCCCGGCGGCCAGUUGGGGCCCUACCAGCGUCUCUUCUGCGGUGGGCUCGCCGGCAUCACCUCCGUUACUACCACGUACCCGCUUGAUAUCGUCCGAACCCGCUUGUCGAUACAAUCCGCAUCGUUCGAAUCGCUGAAGAGGGAAGCUGGUCAGAAGCUUCCGGGAAUGUGGGGCAUCCUGGUCGCUAUGUACAAGAACGAGGGAGGAUUCCUUGCGCUCUAUCGUGGCAUUCUCCCAACUGUCGCCGGAGUAGCCCCAUACGUCGGUCUCAACUUCAUGGUCUACGAGAUGGCCCGCACGAAAUUCACUCCCGAAGGCCAAAAAGAUCCCACUGCGAUCGGCAAGCUAGGAGCGGGCGCGGUGUCUGGAGCCAUCGCGCAGACUUGCACAUACCCAUUCGAUGUUCUUCGACGCAGAUUCCAGGUCAAUACCAUGACCGGCAUGGGCUAUCAGUACAACGGCAUCAGCGACGCUAUCCGCAUGAUUAUUAAGACGGAGGGAAUCAGGGGCAUGUACAAAGGGAUCGUUCCGAAUCUUCUGAAAGUGGCGCCUAGCAUGGCCAGCAGCUGGCUCAGCUUCGAGCUCACUCGAGACUUCGUCAUGGGCAAGCGGAGGACGCAAUUCCUAUAG
Molecule: messenger RNA, 999 nt
Organism: Trematosphaeria pertusa
Lineage: Eukaryota; Fungi; Ascomycota; Dothideomycetes; Pleosporales; Trematosphaeriaceae
Product: mitochondrial carrier
Exons: 3
Coding region: 1-999 (332 amino acids)
Biological process (GO): transmembrane transport
Source: RefSeq, a predicted model, not a curated record